AUGUUCCUUGGUUGGAAUGUUGGGAACAGCUGCAAUGGCGUCCGAGGUCUAUUCUUCUUCAUGCGUACUUUCCAGAACCUUCCAUUGUUGUAUUCAACUUUAACCAAGGAAGGUAACCCUACUUCUUCUUCUUCUUCUUCUUCUUCGUUGCCCCAUUUCUUGGUUAAUUCUCUGGGUUUUACCAAGUAUUAUUCACUCACUACUGCUGCUAAGCUCGCUGAUAAAGUACCAGAAGGGAAGAUUGAUUUGAAUUUUGUUGAAAAUGUUGAUUCUGAAAUUGCUUGUCGUGAACCUCGGAUUUUAGUUUCUAGGGCUAGGGAAACGCUAAAACCUAAAAUUAAGACUCUUAGUGAUUUGGGUAUUUCUGGGUCUGAUCUCGUUGAAGCUAUUGUGAUCAAUCCUUCGAUUUUGUUCCAUAAUUUGGGUCCUGCAAUGCAGGCUUAUAAAACUGUUUUGGGUAGAUAUGGUGAUGUUGCUACAGUUCUGAAGCAAUCGAGUGGAAGUUCUUUUAGUUGCGCUGCUAAGUAUUUGAUUCCGAAUGUUGAGUUGUUGCAAAAUUAUUGUGUCAUUCCUACUGAAAAAAUCCAGAAUUAUAUUAUUCAGCACCCUAAGAGCUUUGCAGUGAGGACUGAUUUGUUUCGAGAUAUGUUAAUUAAGGUUGAAGUAGAGUUGGAGAUUCCUUGGAGCUCAUCAAUGUUCUUGUAUGGCAUCCACAUGAUAACUUGUGUUAGUGAUAAGGAUAUCGAGGAUAGAUGUGAAGUGUUUAAGAGCUUUGGAUGGACUCAAGCUGAUGUCAUGAGAUUGAUCAAGCAAAAUCCAUUGUGUUUGUGUUAUACGAAGGCAAGGAUCAAGAAAAGAUUAGACUUUCUGAUGAACCAACAGGGUUACGAGCCAUUUUACCUGUCAUUGCAACCUUUAUUAUUCAUUUGUAGCUUGGAGAAAAGGUUAUUGCCAAGACUACGGGUCAUACAGAUUUUGAAGGAAAAGGGGUUUUUAAGGAGGAAUUACCAUCUUCCUAGUGCUAUUGGCAUGACUAACUAUUUGUUCUUCAAAAGGUAUGUUCGUCCAUUUGAGGUAGUUCAUGAAGUUUAUGCCCAACUGAUGGGUUCCACUGUGGGGUCGCUUUUUUCAAGAGGCCAAAAGCCAAUGGUGUCAUUGAAUUCCAAUGCUGCUUGA
Chenopodium quinoa (quinoa) is the source of this 1176-nucleotide messenger RNA. RefSeq lists its product as uncharacterized. Gene Ontology annotation, biological process: chloroplast organization; regulation of DNA-templated transcription. The transcript is spliced from 2 exons. Bases 1 to 1176 code for a protein of 391 amino acids. Gene Ontology annotation, molecular function: double-stranded DNA binding. Gene Ontology annotation, cellular component: chloroplast. Lineage: Eukaryota; Viridiplantae; Streptophyta; Magnoliopsida; Caryophyllales; Amaranthaceae. The record is from RefSeq and is a predicted model, not a curated record.